CACAUGACGCUGGACACACGGCUCAGCCUGUGCAGUCAGAAUUACAGGCUGCCUCUGAGUGUAUGGGUUCAUGGUUAACUAAGUUAAUUUAAACAAAGAGACCAUGGAAGAUAAUGAGAUGAGUGUGCCGCAUUCGCCUGUGACUCAUGCCAGGUUUUAUGAUUUCCAUAUAGACAACGACGAUGUUCGGAACCAACAAGAUUGGAGCAAUAAGGAGUUCAAUAAUAUGAUGAACCAGGAUAGUCAGCUUGACUACAUAAACUCUGAUCACAAAGAAAAAGCAGCAUAUUUUGACAUAUUUGACUUGGCACCCGUUGGUUCCUCUGAUAAGAAACUUGAGCUAUUUCCAAAAUGGUGUUUACCUGUAAAAGUGGCAGCUAUUCUGUCACUGUUUGUAUUUAUUUACACUUUCGGCAGAGAAGUACUUCACCCUUAUCUAAUGUACGGCAAAAAUGAAUUUUACAGAACUCCCAUUCUGGUGGUGAAUAAAGUAUUGCCAGUGGUUUCCAUCACACUUUUGACUUUGGUUUAUCUGCCUGGGAUUUUGGCUACAUGUUUCCAGCUUCACCGAGGAACAAAAUACCAAAGAUUUCCAAAAUGGCUGGACAUGUGGAUGCUUAGAAGAAAACAGUUUGGACUCCUGAGUUUUUUCUACGGAGUAAUGCAUGCCAUUUACAGCUUAUCCUAUCCCAUGAGAAGGUCCUACAGAUACCGGCUUCUGAAUUGGGCAUUUCAACAGGUAAAGGACCAACGAGAAAAUGCGUGGAUAGAACAUGAUGUAUGGAGAAUGGAAAUAUAUGUGUCCCUUGGAAUUAUAGCACUUGGUAUCCUGAGCCUUUUGGCCGUGUCGUCGAUCCCAUCUGUUGGUGCCUCACUAUCAUGGAGAGAGUUUCAUUUCAUCCAGAGCAAGUUGGGGUAUCUUGCGCUUUUCCUUUGCACUCUUCACGCAAUGAUAUUUGCUUGGAACAAAUGGGUGGAUUUGAGCCAGUUUAUAGGGUAUACACCUCCUACAUUCAUGCUAGCGGUUAUUCUCCCUUCCUUCGUCCUGCUUUGUAAAGUGAUCCUCUUUCUGCCAUGUUUAAAUAGAAGAAUACAGAAGAUAAGAUGUGGCUGGGAAUCAAAGCACAAGAUGGACAACAACAGUAUCAUGUGUCACCUAUAGACUUUAAACUGCAGCAUACACGUAAUACAUUCAAUGCAGAAAAGCAGGAAA
Messenger RNA from Spea bombifrons (plains spadefoot toad), 1213 nucleotides. It is a transcript of the gene STEAP1, whose product is annotated as STEAP family member 1. Bases 104 to 1162 code for a protein of 352 amino acids. Gene Ontology annotation, cellular component: plasma membrane; endosome. The record is from RefSeq and is a predicted model, not a curated record. The transcript has 6 exons. Lineage: Eukaryota; Metazoa; Chordata; Amphibia; Anura; Pelobatidae.